This is a messenger RNA of Sycon ciliatum, 7433 nucleotides long. RefSeq lists its product as uncharacterized. Gene Ontology annotation, molecular function: protein binding; GTPase activator activity. The transcript is spliced from 5 exons. The coding region runs from base 2408 to 6874 and encodes 1488 amino acids. Lineage: Eukaryota; Metazoa; Porifera; Calcarea; Leucosolenida; Sycettidae. The record is from RefSeq and is a predicted model, not a curated record.
ACUGUAGCUGUCAUCUACCACUGAUACAAUUAACUGCAGCUGUCAUCUACCACUGACACAAUUAACUGCAGCUGUCAUCAACCACUGCAGGAAUUAACUGCAGCUGUCAUCUACCACUGCUUCAAUUGACUGCAGCUUUCAUCUACCACUGACACAAUUAACUUCAGCUGUCAUCUACCACUGAUAGUUGCAGCUGUCAACUACCACUGAUACAAUUUACUGCAGCUGUCAUCUACCACUGACACCAUUAACUGCAGCUGUCAUCUACCACUGCUUUAAUUAACUGCAGCUGUCAUCUACCACUGAUACAAUUAACUGCAGCUGUCAUCUACCACUGGCACAAUUAACUGCAGCUGUCAUCAACCACUGCAGGAAUUAACUGCAGCUGUCAUCUAUCACUGAUACAAUUAACUUCAGCUGUCAUCUACCACUGCUGGAAUUAACUGCAGCUGUCAUCUACCACUGAUACAAUUAACUACAGCUGUCAUCUACCACUGAUACAAUUAACUGCAGCUGUCAUCUACCACUGAUAUAAUUAACUGCAGCUGUCAUCUACCACUGACACAAUUAACUGCAGCUGUCAUCUGCCACUGCUGGAAUUAACUGCAGCUGUCAUCUACCACUGAUACAAUUAACUGCAGCUGUCAUCUACCACUGACACAAUUAACUGCAGCUGUCAUCAACCACUGCAGGAAUUAACUGCAGCUGUCAUCUACCACUGAUACAAUUAACUGCAGCUGUCAUCUACCAUUGCUACAAUUAACUGCAGCUGUCAUCUACCACUGCAGGAAUUAACUGCAGCUGUCAUCUACCACUGAUACAAUUAACUGCAGCUGUCAUCUACCACUGACACAAUUAACUGCAGCUGUCAUCAACCACUGCAGGAAUUAACUGCAGCUGUCAUCUACCACUGAUACAAUUAACUGCAGCUGUCAUCUACCACUGAUACAAUUAACUGCAGCUGUCAUCUACAACUUCUACAAUUGACUGGAAUUGUAACCACUAUUACCAUUGACUGGCACUGGUAUUAAUAAUUUUACUACAGCUAUCACUGGAAUUUCUGCGACUCAUCAGGAAAGCAGUCAAAGUUUACAUUGUGUGAGGGUUGCUGGCUUGCCUUAUCGUCUCUUGGCAUUUGCACCUGUGUUCUCUACAUCAAAGGAAACACGUGGACUCAAGGGGUUUCUGUGCAAAAGAAAGGAAACUGUCGACACUCACUUCAGAGAGUCACUGGUCAGCAGCUGUCCACAAAAGAGACUUCCUCAGCGGAGCAACAAUUAUACUCUGGCAUUCCACUUUGUCAAUAGGUCUGAAAUCUGAAGUUGAUUUGUAGUCAUAACACAAUCCAGCACACCAAGCCAGCAACACAAAGCCGGAACCGGAUAUCCAGGGUCAUAUACACCCUGUCCUGUGCUGCUAACACUCUACACCGGAAUACAGUACUCAUGGUAUUCAUCUGGUUGUCAUAGUUACCUGGAUUUCAACACCAUUUCUACAGGAUUUACUAGAGGAUUUAUUAAGUAGCCAGAUCUCAAUCUCCACCACUGUAUUGGAUUGAUAUUACAGUGGUGACUAUCACAGACAUCCGCCUAAUAACAAUAGACCCACUCGGGUAUCAAGUCAUCAUAUCAACCUAUCAGCCAUUAAAGAUUUAUCGCAGUUCAUCUCAACUACAACACGUUCAACAAAGUACCUACAUCAGUACGCUCUCCGUUCCCAUAAAGUACACCGCCUCUGCUUCAAAGUUGUCUACUUGUGUUCGGUCUUCACCUGGCUAAGUCAACACCACAACUACAAGUACAACUUGAGAGUUUUCUGCAGAGACUAGAGGAAACUUGGCAGAACAACACUAUUGUCUUUUGCUCCAGUCACCAAGGCUAGCUGUGUGGUAGCUUCACCCUUUACAUACCCAAGGACACUCAACACAGCCAGAACAAGAUCUGGUGACGUCAUCAAAACAUUCUCUCCGCUACUCCACUCACAGAUCAAUACUGUGGAACAGGUCACUCGCUGAACGUGCAAAUUCCUCAGCUGACCGUGGCUAUCAACACUUGAAAUAACAUUGCUGCUGGAACAUCUGUUCUACCCUCACAUCAGCUGCAUUCUCACUACAACCCUAUACUGUUAUUGAUCCUGAGCUGUUGACCUGAUCUCUGCCUAUACAACUUGACUCCGUGCAAACAGAAACCAUCACCAGGGAGUGUGUCCUCGGCCAUAGACACGAUUGCGAGGUGAAACUACUAACGCCAUUGCCGUAUCAUCUCCAUUAUCAUCUCCAGUACCAUCGACAUUAUAUCAGUGAAGCACACUGACCAGCAAUUGUCCGGGUAGUCAAUCAGCUUCACCUCACGACACCAAUUGUCCAAGUCACCAACAGUCUAUGUGUUGAUCAAACGUAGCCUUCACAAUGAAGACCAUCGAAGCACUGGCAUUCAAGGACCUCGAGAGCACGCUAUGCGAGGACCUUCAACAUUCUGUCGACGACAUCAUGGAUCGGAUUGUAAGCAACAGCUUUAUCCCGAGCAACAGCCGCGAGUUUGCCAAAAUCACACACCGCAUGUUGACUGGCCAUGAACAGAUCAGUUUGCUAAUUGGCUACCUUCUGACUGUGCCAGGUCAGAAAGGAAAGAAGGUGUUUGCAAUGUUUUGCAAUGUUCUACGUCAGAACAACUUUGAGCAGCUUGCCAAGGAGCUGGAGAGCAGGGCAGAAAUGUACGAUCAAAGAAAUUUGUCCAGCCAAUCCAAUGGUGACAUGGAGUUCCACGGAUGGGAGUGUAAACGCUCUGCUCCAUUCCUACCAGAAACCUUCCCAACGCCAUCUACCGGCUUGCAACAAGCAGCCACCAAUGCAACCACUGCCAGUGUACAGAAGAGCCAAGCAACAACUCAACAACAACAACAACAACCGCAGGCUGAUGUUGAACCAUUGCUAACACACUACCGUAAGCGUCUUCUUCAACUUUGUCGAAUCGAAAGCAAGAGCACUGCUCUACCAGGAAUUGGGACACGGCGUGAAGGACAGACUGAUGUUCGCAGUUUCUACACUAGCGUGCAGGCCUUGACACUGGAGCAAGCUGAACAACAACUGAAUGAAAAGGGUGGAAAAACAGAGAGAUGCAGCAUGACAACGAGAUCAAUACCAAUACGUCGAGCAUCACAACUUCUGCAACGUAAACUAGGUGAGCAUGUGCCAUCACGUUAUGAUAACGACCGCAGAUCACUUGUUGAAAGCAGCAUGCUUGUUUCUCCAGCUGGCAGCGGGAAAAGCACAGUGUGUAAGAUGCUUUUGUCCGACCACUACCAUAACAACACUGACAGCAGCAGCAGCAGCAGCAGCAGCAGCAGUGCUGAACCUUCUUGCAGUGCUGUUGACAGGGGUGCAUGCACCAGUGCUACUGAUCCUGAUUCCACACGCCAAGCUAACACUACAAUCAGCAAGGAUGUAACUGCUGCCAACAGUGGUAACGCCUCCACCAUGACAGGCAGUCUUAGCACCUCUUCCAACACAACCAGCAGCAGCACCGACACUAUCGCCAGCAGCACCACCAGCAGCAGCAGCAUCGACACUAUCACCAGCAGCACCACCAGCAGCAGCACCACCAGCAGCAGCAGCAGCAGUACAUGUGUUAGCAGCAACGAAAACAGUGCAAAGGGCAAAAAUGAUGAUGGCAAAAGUAGUGGAAGCAGAGAUGGGGCCAACAUUGAAAAAAGUCGUGGGAGCAGCACUGAGAGCAGCGGGGGGAGAAGUCGGAGACAACAUGCCGAAGAGGAGAAGGAGUUUAGAAGAGAUGCAGUGCUCUCCAAUUUCAACUAUGUCGUACAUCUACCUUGCCGUGAUGUGGGUAGAGUCUGCAGUUACAAUUGGUCUACUCUACUUGGCCUGGAUGAGCAAUGUCUGCAUCUAGACACACACCAGCAAGACCAAAUGAUCGAGUACCUAGAGGAUCAAUCACAACAAGUCCUGUUCAUUGUCGAUGGAUUGGACGAAAUUGGUAAAGAUGUGCUCGAGGAACGAUCAGCUCUCUCUGCUCUCGUCCAUCGUGAGCGGUUUGCUGACUCCCGAAUCUUGUUGACAAGCCGUCCUUGUCAGCUAGCAUCCACGCUUGCAAAAGAAUGUGAAGAACACUAUUGGCUGGCUGGAUUCAACGAUCAUCAACUCGAACGCUACUGCCUUCGUAAUCUUGGUAAACAUCUUGGCCAGUCUUGUUGGGACGAGCUAUGCGAGGUUAGCUUAGGCCACGUCAAAGAAGCACUGAAGUCCUCCCCAUUGCUAUGUGCAAUGCUCUGUGAGCUCUACCGAAGUCGUCAGAAUGUACCAAGGUGUGCAACCAUGAUGUACUCCGGCUUUGUCAAGCAAGCUGCAAACCUGCGUGGCUGGCGGUUGCAAGAUGAUGGAGUCAGCCUUGAGAGUCCCACACUGAGUAACAGCUUGGCUGGUGUCACAAAAACAGAGGAGGACCAAGAGGAACACUCUACUCCACAGUGGACAACUCGUAGCAGUCAACCCCAUCACUGUGUACCAGCAUCAACUGAUACAGCCCACACCGCAGCUGUCAGUGGAGAUGCAGUAAUACUACAACGUAGCAGUGAUAUGGAGCAAUCACAUCAAUGUAUGAGCAAACGUGCACAGAACGAGCUUGGUCGUGUAGCUCUCAUGUACUUGAAUAGAAAGCAAGUACUGAUUCCUACAAGCGCCUUGUCCAGUGAGUGCAGGAAUGCAGCUUGCUCUAUUGGUCUCCUUGUUGAGAGUAACACCGGUAUUGGCAAUGUACUACGUUCACAGGCAAAACCAUGUGUCUACUUCGUACACUACUCACUACAGGAGUACUUUGCAGCACAGUACUUGUGUGCAGAUCCUGAGCAUGCUCAAGCUGUGAAAGAAUGUGCACAAGAUGGUUAUGGUGUUGGUGAGGAGACAGCACCAUUCUGGGCACUUGUAUGUGGUACUGCAACUAGCAAGCAACUAGCGGAGAUCAUCAGUAUACUAAAAUCAGCAAUGUUAGAACAUGGCCGGACUGUUGCCAACGCUACUCGUUCUCUCCUGUCCUACUUCAUGGAGCAUGUCAACACCAGACCAACCCUCACAGAACAAGCAAUGUUUGGUUCUGGCGCGAGUGAGGAGACCAGUUACCUCUCCAAGGCAGUGGACAGCAUUGCUGCUGAUGGACUAAGACUGAAUAACGUUCGACUUGUAAUGAGUGAUAUACUGGCACUACAGUGUGUACAUGAUCAUGCAACUACUAUCAAGCUACUGGAUCUCACAGGUUGUAACCUCACAGCAGAGAAGUGCAACAUACUCACACUGACCAAGGCUGAAGAGCUACGACUGGGGGUGAAUCCAUGCAGUGCCCGUCUGGUGGAAAUGGCAGCAAGAUCUCUAUCUUGUCCAGGCAGCAAAGUGAGAAAGCUGGGGCUCGAGAGUAGUGAUCUAUCAGCAUGUACCUAUCCAGCUCUGCUGGCAUGUGUGCAAGCUAGGAAUCUCCAGCAUUUAGGGUUAACUUUCAAUACGGAACUUGGAAAUGGCUUUCUGGAGUAUCUACAACAGACACUCUACAGUGAUUGUCAGCUUACACACCUUAGUCUGCGGCAUGUUGGUCUGACAGCUGGUUGUGGAAGUCAAUUGGCUGCACUCAUCACCAAACUGCCACAGCUUCAGCGACUAAAUAUGAGCGGCAACAACCCCAGCAACUCAGACAUUGAGCAAGUUCUGGCCGCUUUGAAUACCAAUGUCGUUGAGGUAGUCUGGGUCAUAGGCAAUGACCUGGAUGAUGCAAUCGUUCCAGCUAUCUGUCAGUUCUAUCACAGAAAGAACGGAAAGCAGCAGCAGCAUUCAUCAACUAGCACCUCUCAAGCAGUUCAGAAUGGCCACAAAUGUGAAGUACAGUUACAAGGUUGUAAUGUGACCAGAGAAGGCCUGGAAACCAUAGCAACAGCACAGUGCUUAUCCCGUGGUGAUGUGGUGGUCACUGGUCUACACUUUGUGAACAGCGAUGGUGUAGGGGAACAGGAUCUGCGGCAAAGGUUCCUCGAGAACCAUGGCAAUCUCUGCACGCAAUACAUUGGUGAUGCUGGCGCACAGCAGAUUGCUCCAGCUAUUGCCACUGAUGGCGAAAAUCAGCAUUCUCGUAUGUACAACCUAGUCCGUCGAAUUGUCCAGUACGUCAUCCCAGUCAAGGCCUGCAACACAACUAUGGAUAUACUAGAUCUCAGUUACUGCAACAUAACCAACAGUGGUGCAGAGGUGCUUGCCGAGCAAGGUCUGGCACACAACAACACAAUCCGAGUGGUCGACUUAUCGUACAACAACAUUGGACUGCGUGGAUUGUGCUCAGUACUCAGAGCAUGUCGUCAUCGAAUUCUAUCAUCUCCACUGGCAUUGGUUAUGUCAGAUAACAACAUCUUUCCUACAUAUGAACAGCUGCCACCGCCCCAACAACCACAACAGCAGCAGCAAGCUGAUGUUAUCCGUCCAGUCACGAGUCUACUGUCACAGUGCACAGGGAUUGUUUGUCUCGCACUUUCAGGGACAGGACUGGAUGAUAACACUGGAGCUGAGUUCAUCACAUCUCUACGCAGUAAUCAGUCUAUCAAGUGGCUCGGACUUGGCCGUAAUGCCUUGAGUGAUCGCAGCGCUAGUGCACUGUGUGUUGCUAUGGAGACCAACACCACACUGAAGACCAUCUCACUGUGCAAGAACAAUGUGACAGAUGAUGGAGUGAAGCAGCUCAUCAGCUCACCUGGUGUACAGCGUAUGCGUGCUGUAGCAUUAGGUGGCAAUCCAUGUCAGACAGAGCAGUUCAGAAUGCCGCUGUUUGACGGGUGGAUCUCAUAUACCCCAAGUUGUCUUCUGGAACUCAUGAAGCGACCUGAUUGAACAGCUAGAGCAAUAUGACAGUGAGUGUUUUCAGUCACGUGAUCAAUAUUCUGCUGGCCAUAGACUCUUCCUGUUUGCUAUUCUCAUAAUGACCAUUUCAUGGAGCAGCCUUGAAACUGGAAAUAGCUGCUACACUUGAACAGACGGAAUGCAUGAUAGUACCCGUAGUGUUUGAGUUACCUGAGAGAGGCAGCUACAGUUGAAAUCUAUACUUUUUCUCAUUUCAGCAAUGUUUAGUGAAAGCUACCAUAAUUGGUUUAGAUCACUUGUCAGACAUUUCUUCAGUACGAUCUUCACAACACACGCUACAUUCCCAAACAUGUAGAGAUUUCAGUGCAAGAAGCAACAUAUCCACUAGCAUCAUUGUUUUUCCCACCAGUAAUUCUGUGUUGCUGUGUAAUGCAACAUACCCAGCAACUCCACUGUAACCAUGGUGACAGCUAUGUUACAGAAUAUCCACUCACAGAGCAUGGAUAGUGCUGUCCUUUUCUUACACCCUUCCUCCCCUUCCAUUUCCAUCAUUGAAUUAUGCUAGUUUUGGAUGAAUUAUGUAAAAGAA